GUAUAUUUAAUUUAGCUGAAAAAUGGCAAGUAAAAUACCUCUGAUAUGUGGUGAGUUUUGAUAUAAAUUAUCUAUUAUAGUUUUUUUUUUUAAGUGAAAAUUAUUAUUGUAUUAUCCAGGAAAGCAGAGCUAUGACUAAUGAAAUAAAAUUGAGUGAAAGAAAAAUGUGAACUGAAUAUCAAGAUACAUUUCCAGUGGGUGAGGUUGGGAUUAAAUCCGGCAGAGGAGCCCCAGUGGAAGCGGAGGGGGCGAUGCUAACAGCACACGUGUCACUUAGAGCACAGAGAGCUUCAACAAUUUACAAGGGACAGACUCUGACUUUGGCAGGAUGAUAAGUGAGAUCAUAUCUCUAAUGCCAUUGAUUCUCUUCCCUGCACAGGUAUAUGUUCACAGCCUCACGCUCCCCAUGGAUAGGAUUUAUGUGUGUGCUCUAUUUUCUCACUAUAGUUUUCUUUUUUCCAGAAAACACUUGCUUUAGAGGACCCCCUAGUGCCACUCAGAAAUGUCCUCCUUAAGUGGCAAAGUGCAGACUGUGCUGGGCCUUGUGGAGCCAAGCAAUCUAGGUCGCACCCUGACCCAUGAACACUUGACAAUGACCUUUGACUGCUGUUACUACCCUCCUCCUCCAUGCCACGAAGCUACGUCUAAGGAAACUAUUAUGAUGAAAAAUCUAUUUUGGAUUCAGCAAAAUCCUUAUUCCCACAAAGAGAACCUUCAGCUGAAUCAGGAGACAGAAGCCAUAAAGGAAGAAUUGUUGUAUUUUAAGGCCAAGGGUGGAGGGGCUUUGGUGGAGAACACGACCUCUGGAAUUAGCCGAAACGUGCAAACGUUGAAGUGGUUAGCUGAGGAGACCAGUGUCCACAUCAUCUCUGGAGCUGGGUUUUAUGUGGAUGCAACACACUCUUCAGAGACUAGAGCAAUGUCAAUAGAGCAGCUUACUGAUGUCCUUAUUAAUGAAAUCCUACAUGGAGCUGAUGGAACCAAUAUCAAGUGUGGUGUUAUUGGGGAAAUUGGUUGCUCCUGGCCUUUGACUGCGAGUGAAAGAAAAGUUCUUCAGGCAACAGCUCAGGCCCAGGCUCAGCUUGGCUGUCCUGUUAUUAUUCAUCCUGGAAGAAAUCCAAGUGCACCAUUUCAGAUUAUCCGAGUAUUGCAAGAAGCAGGUGCAGACAUUUCUAAAACAGUUAUGUCACACCUUGAUAGGACUAUAGUUAAUAAGAAGGAACUACUGGAGUUUGCUCAACUUGGCUGUUACUUGGAAUAUGAUCUCUUUGGUACUGAACUCCUUCAUUAUCAACUCGACCCAGAUACUGACAUGCCUGAUGAUAAUAAAAGAAUUAAGAGGGUGCGUCUCCUGGUGAAUGAGGGCUACGAAGAUCGAAUUCUGAUGGCACAUGACAUACAUACGAAGCAUCGGCUGAUGAAAUAUGGAGGUCACGGCUAUUCUCAUAUACUCACCAACAUCCUUCCGAAAAUGUUACUUAGAGGUAUAACUGAGAAUACACUUGAUAAGAUACUAAUAGAGAACCCUAAGCAAUGGCUAAUGUUCAAAUAGGAUGAUUGUUUAUGAAUGUACACCUUCAGUCUAAAACUUGCAGAGAAUAUUCAGUAGGAUUUGAAACCAACUGUGAGCUAUUCCUCAGAGUUACAUAGGACUGAUGAUUGACUAUUUCCUGUCUAUGAGAAUUUGGAGAAUUCUGCCUUCUCCAAAACUAUUGCACUUGCACUGAGUUGAAUUGAGUCCUAUUGUUUUGCCUUUGCACAAUAGAGAAGUAUCUACUUCCAAUCAGUGAUUUAAAGUAGGGGUAAGCGGAGGUUUUUCUUCUUUUCUCUCUAAUCUAUCAGCUGUACUACUUGAGAAAAUGUAAAGUGUUUCUAGUUAAAUUACUCCCUUCUGGAGCAAUCUAAUGUUUCUUGUAAUAUUGAUGAUCCUGGUAAUUACCCUGCUGCUCUUUAAUUAAUGCUUAAUGAAUGAGAUGGCACUUUAAAAUAGCUUUGGCAGAAAGGGAAGUUAAAUUUUGAGGCGUUUUUUUUCCCCAAAGGAUACUAUAAUACAAUGACCAAUUCACAAUGAUAAAAAUAUCUUGAAAGGUUAAUUACAUGUUGUCUGUCUAUAUAUUUUAAGAAACCAUUUUUUAAUGCUUUUGGCUUUCUGGUAUGCAUUUUGUGGUAAAUUUUGUCUCAUUUUGCAAAAUCUGUAUAACAGGCAUGAACACAUAAAGCACUGAAUUAGAGAAAUUCAAUCAUAAAGUCAAAAUAUAUUACAUAAUAUAGUUUAAUGAAUCCGUACAUUUAUAAUAACAAAGGCCACAAUUUAAUUGGUAAGAUAUAAUGCAAAAAAGAAACGUCUGCCUUACAAACAGUCCCUUUACUUUCUUUACCUUUUGUUUUUCCUUGGGCCUGAACAGAGAAAAUAAUGCUUAUUUAUCUGAAGAAAAGGUCAUGUCUAUUAGAAAGGACAGUCUGAUUCUAGAGCCUACUCUUUAAAAUGUACCCAUCCCUGAUUCUUUGUGUAAAAUUAUUCUUUUAACUCUUAGGUAAAACUUUUAGUUGAUAUGCACUGCUACUUAUAAUCUUUUGCUGGAAUCCUCUUUAUGCUAUUUGGUACCUAAAAAAAAAUCUCCAAAACCUUGCUGCGAAUUCCUCUUUCAAAAUGCAUAUUGUUAAAUAAAAAAUAAAAUCCAUUAUAAUUCAAGUUAUCUUAUUUAGAAAGGCCAAAUAGAAUCAGUCAUUAUUCUUGUUGAAUAGGCUAAGUGUUUUUAGUCAUCUAAAUCAUGACACUUACUCAGUCCCAGGCAUUUAAACAAAGCAAACAGCACCUUCAGAUGAGAACACCAUGCUUAACUUUUGGAAAGUUGAGGUUUCCUAAAUAAAAGAUAUUUAUGCUGAUGGAAAAUGAUCAAGAACAGAAAUGUAUUAGAACAGAAAGUACCAAGGAGGAACAAGCCAGCAGAACAAACUAAUUCCUUUAAAUGAAAAAAUGCAAAUGUCCUUCACCAGUGAAACAAGCAGAUUUUUAAAUCUCUGUUUUUGAAAUCUACUUGUCAAGAGCCUUCAAAGGCAACUGAAAGGGGAACAGAUUUUUCAUUGUAAUCAUGGAAGUUGCCUGAUAGUUAGGAUAUAUCAACAUGCAUUUUUAAUCUUUCCCUUAGAUUAAAGAGAUGACUUUUGGCAGUAUAUUUGAACCAGAGAGAAAGGAUUUGCGCUAUUCUCAAAAUCUACUUUACUGUCAGCUUCAAUCCACCUCAGAUAAAAAUUUAAAAAUGAUAAUUCAAAUGCAUAUCAUUCAUAAACAUUGUAAUGGAAAGCCACCUUGUUUCUGCAGUCCUCAUUUGAACAGUCUGCCUGGACUGCAGUUAAAGUAUUGAUUGGUAUAUGAUAAUAAAGGAACCAUAGGGCUUAAUUGACGCACAUAUGACAUACAGGGCAUUUUAACCUAAUAAAAUUUAUGGUUUUCUGGAUAAUCAAAGAAAAGUCAUUUAUUUUGCUACUCCAUAGAUUUUUGUCAUUGAAAAUAAGUCAAAUUAGGAAUAUAUAUAUGUGUGUGUGUGUAUCUUUAAAUUAAAUUUUGAGGCUAUACAACCACAGUUCCUUAUGGACUAAAGCCAUAUAUGUAUUAUAUUUCAUCUAACAUAUAUAUAUGUAGCAGGUAUUUGUAUAAAAUAUAUACACUUUGUUGUCAUGUUAGUUAUACGUGAAACUGUUAAUUUUGAAAUAACCUCAGGCUACAGACUUGUAGGAACUGUUUGAAGGCCUUACUUAGUGUCCCCUUGGUGUUGCAUGCGGUAGCUCAAAUUAAACCUUUGUGCAUUGGGUUAUGAAUAAUCUUUUGUUCUAAAGAAGGCAAAAGCCUCAGUCUGAUUUAAUACCAAAGAAGAAAUUUUUCUGACUUUCCCAGUAAAUCUAAAUGACAAAAUGGAGACGCAGGGGAUUUUCUAAAUACAUACGUAAUUACACAUUUUCACACUUAGAGGGUCAUCCUAUGAUACAAUUUCAAUCUCUAUUUUUAAAGUCUAUCCCCAGAAAAGAGAGAAAAAAAAAUCCGUAAGAAAAGAAAAUGUGAAAAUGAUCAGAGGUUUGGGAAUUCCCUCAAAUCCAGAAAAUUCCAGGUUAAGGCUUGAAGUUGAAUCAUUCCCAGGUCUAGCUCUAUAAGUUAACAAAAGUACAAGGCAAACCAUUUCUUUGGGGACAAGCAGCAUUAUUUCAAUUAGACCUUCUCCUGCAGGGUAAAAUCCUUCUUCCCCACACUAUGAAUGGACUCCAAGUAUCAUAAUAAGCAGGUAAACUCACAAGAACCAAAGCUGACAUAUGGAUAAAAGCAGCAAGAUCACAGUACACCAAAGUAUCAUAUAUAUUGAAGGAAUAAUUCAGUGUCUUAGAUUUUUCUAUAAAAAUUUGUGAUCUAUAUAUAGGACUUCAUUCACAUGGACACUAACAAUAAGGAGUAUUUGCUUUGGCGGUAGUGGAUCACACAUCUGCUUAUCUUGCUUCUAAUUUUUUUUUUUUUUUUACAUAAUGUUUGAGUGAUACAGAUGUGAGUCAGGUAGCAUUUGAUUUCCCCACAUAUACACAACUGAGGUGCCCCGCAAUUGGCAUCCCCUGGGAUCCUUGAUUCACUGCCGUUAGCCACACGAAUCCAGUGUUCACGCUCAGAAUCACCAGCUUAGUUUCCACAUUAUCAGUCAGCAUAAAUAAUAAAUCCAGAAAAUGUGCUGUAUUUGUUGUUGUUGCCGCCAUGAGCUUUCCCACCAUCUAAUUUGAUAUAGACUUCAUCUCCUGGCUCCAAAUGAAGGACAACACUGUUACUGGCAUAGUCGUAAUUCUGAUCAGCAUCUUGGGCAAUUGCACUAGCCCGCACCUAUG
Molecule: messenger RNA, 4860 nt
Organism: Loxodonta africana (African savanna elephant)
Lineage: Eukaryota; Metazoa; Chordata; Mammalia; Proboscidea; Elephantidae
Gene: PTER
Product: phosphotriesterase related
Exons: 4
Coding region: 503-1552 (349 amino acids)
Biological process (GO): catabolic process
Molecular function (GO): hydrolase activity, acting on ester bonds; zinc ion binding
Source: RefSeq, a predicted model, not a curated record